Molecule: messenger RNA, 2178 nt
Organism: Syzygium oleosum
Lineage: Eukaryota; Viridiplantae; Streptophyta; Magnoliopsida; Myrtales; Myrtaceae
Product: probable methyltransferase PMT15
Exons: 6
Coding region: 21-1967 (648 amino acids)
Cellular component (GO): trans-Golgi network; endosome; cytoplasm
Molecular function (GO): methyltransferase activity
Source: RefSeq, a predicted model, not a curated record
CCAGCCUCCGGCCACCGCCCAUGGCUGGCCCCUACGCCCCCUACCACCCCACGGCCAAGCCCUCCGCCGCCGCCUCCACCACCUCGUCGUACCUCAUGAUCAGAAACUCCAGCUUCUCCACUUGGAUCCUCGUCCUCAUCCUCUGCUUCAUGUCCUACCUCCUCGGCGUCUGGCAACACGGCGGCCGCGUCGCCCCCGCCACCUUCUCCGCCGCCUCGGCCACCAUAUCCACCAUCCCCUGCCCCUCGUCCCCCGCCAAGAGAUCGUCCCCUGCCUCCUCCGCCACCCCCGGCGCCACCCUCGACUUCGAGUCCCACCACCGGCAGGACGACGCCGGGGACGCGGAGCUCGACGACCGCCCCAGGACGUACCCGGCGUGCGCGGCCAACUUCAGCGAGUACACGCCCUGCGAGGACGUGACGAGGUCGCUCCGGUUCGACCGGGACAGGCUGAUAUACCGGGAGCGGCACUGCCCGGACAAGAGCGAGCAGGUGAAGUGCCGGGUGCCGGCGCCCUACGGGUACAGGAUACCGUUCCGAUGGCCAGCGAGCAGGGACCUGGCGUGGUACGCCAACGUGCCCCACAAGGAGCUCACGGUGGAGAAGGCGGUCCAGAACUGGAUCCAGUACCAGGGCGACCGCUUCCGCUUCCCCGGCGGCGGCACCAUGUUCCCCCACGGCGCCGACGCCUACAUCGACGACAUCGGCGAGCUCAUCGACCUCAAGGACGGCUCCAUCCGGACCGCCAUCGACACCGGCUGCGGGGUGGCGAGCUGGGGAGCUUAUCUUCUGUCUCGGAACGUGCUGACGGUGUCGUUCGCGCCGAGGGACACGCACGAGGCUCAGGUACAAUUCGCCCUCGAGCGAGGGGUGCCGGCCCUGAUCGGCGUCCUCGCGUCCAAGAGGCUUCCGUACCCGUCCAGGGCGUUCGACAUGGCACAUUGCUCUCGAUGCCUCAUUCCUUGGGCCCAAUCCGGCGGAGCGUAUUUGAUGGAAGUGGAUAGAGUCCUGAGGCCGGGCGGGUAUUGGAUCCUGUCGGGUCCGCCGAUCCGGUGGAGGAAGUACUGGAGGGGCUGGAAUCGGACCCAAGACGACUUGAGAUCGGAGCAGAACUCGAUCGAGAGGGUGGCCAGGAGCCUGUGCUGGACCAAGCUCGUCGAGAAGGGCGACAUCGCCGUCUGGCGAAAGCCCACCAACCACAUGCAAUGCAAAGUGAACCGGUUCUGCCCCACCCGAGAUCCGGAUAGGGCCUGGUACACCAACAUGGACACCUGCUUGACCCGGCUACCGGAAGUCUCCGGCGACGAGGAGGUCGCAGGCGGCCAGGUGGCGAAGUGGCCGGAGAGGCUCAAUGCGGUCCCGCCCAGGAUCGGCAGUGGUACAGUGCGGGGAGUCACGGCAGAGAACUUCCACACCGACACCGAGCUCUGGAAGCGCAGGGUCUCAUACUACAAGACGGUGAACAACCAGCUGGGGCAGGCCGGGAGGUACCGGAACCUGCUGGACAUGAACGCACACUUGGGCGGCUUCGCGGCGGCGCUCGUGGAGGACCCAGUCUGGGUCAUGAACGUUGUCCCCGCGGAAGCCCAGGUCAACACGCUCGGAGUCAUAUACGAAAGAGGGCUCAUCGGGACUUAUCAGAGCUGGUGUGAAGCCAUGUCUACUUAUCCUAGGACUUAUGAUCUCAUUCAUGCCGACUCAUUGUUCACCCUCUACAAGGACAGGUGCGAGGCAGAGGACAUAUUGCUGGAGAUGGACAGGAUCCUGAGGCCAGAAGGGAGUGUGAUCGUACGGGACGACGUGGACGCUUUGGUGAAGUUGAAGAGGAUGAUUGACGGGAUGAACUAUGACAGCCAAAUCGUCGACCAUGAGGACGGGCCACUCGUGCGGCAGAAGCUUCUCUUCGCUGUCAAGUCCUACUGGACAGCCCCAUCGCCUUCCAAUCACCGCCGAUCCUCCACUUCUUAGGAACCUAAUCAAGUCGCUUUCUGCGUUUCUUUUUCUUUUUUUCUUUUUUUUCUUUUUCAUGUUUUCAGCAAUUCUUUCAUGAUGAAAAGUUCCAGAUAGAUCCAGUUCCAACAAACCCCAACUCUUCGAAGGUCUUCGCCUAUCAAAACGAAAUGGGGUCCAAUUCGUGUAACACACAUUUGACGAUGAAUUGGGUGCUAUAGAGCCUAUA